ACUUACACCACUCCACGCCACACCCAGAGAUCCGUGUACGUACACGCGAGUCAGUGAGACAACGCACGCACACUUCCUGGCCGCUAGCCAAGUGGAAACGACGACGCGAGGCUCUCCCGCCGCAGCUGCAGUCACAGUUCGACUAUCGCCGCGUCAAGACGUGCCUGUCUCGCUCUUUGUGAUCAUAGUGAAACUUUGACGGAUAAAGAAGCAGCAACCAUGUCGGCUUCUCAGUAUUACCAUGUGCAGUGCACGCCAACCGUCUACCCGGCCGACCCGUUCGAGCCCGAGCUGGACGCGGAGAUGCUCCGGAACGCCAUGAAGGGUAUGGGCACCGACGAGCGCACCAUCAUCGACGUCCUGGCUCACCGCGGCGUCGUCCAGCGCCUCGAGAUCGCCGACAAGUUCAAGACCAUGUACGGCAAGGACCUGAUCAGCGAGCUCAAGAGCGAGCUCGGCGGCAACUUCGAGGACGCCAUCAUCGCCCUCAUGACGCCGUUGCCCCAGUUCUACGCCAAGGAGCUGCACGACGCCAUCAGCGGCGCCGGAACCGACGAGGAGACCAUCAUUGAGAUCCUCGCCUCGCUCAGCAACUACGGAAUCAAGACCAUCUCGGCCGUCUACAAGGAUCUUUACGGCAACGACCUCGAGAGCGACAUCAAGGGCGACACGUCCGGCCACUUCCAGAGACUGCUCGUCUCCCUCUGCUGCGCCAGCAGAAACGAGGAUCCGGACGUGAACGAAGCUCAGGCGACCGCCGACGCCGAGAGGCUGGUCGAGGCCGGCGAGGGCCAGUGGGGAACCGACGAGAGCACCUUCAACGCCAUCCUCAUCACCAAGAGCUUCCCUCAGCUGCGCAAGAUCUUCGACGAGUACGAGAGGAUCACCGGCAACAGCAUCGAGGACGCCGUCAAGAGCGAGUUCUCCGGUAACCUCGAAACCGGUUACCUCGCCGUCGUGAGGUGCGCCCGUGACAAGACCACCUACUUCGCCAAGAGGCUGAAGCACGCGAUGAAGGGAAUGGGAACCGACGACAAGACCCUCAUCCGCAUAAUCGUGGCGCGCUCGGAAAUCGAUUUGGGUGACAUCAAGGAGGCCUAUCAGCAGAAAUACGGCACUCAGCUCGCCGCUGACAUUGAUGAUGACUGCUCGGGAGACUACAAGAGACUAUUGCUUACCUUGGUCGGCUGAAACCUCCACACGCAGCGAUUGUCCUAAAAACAGAAACAAAAAAAAGAAAGAAAGAAAGAACAAACAAUAAUCUCCUGCUUCUUUUGUUUUUAUCAUUAUACAUGUUUUGUUAAUUUAUAAUACUCAUCCUCUGUCACAUAUAUAUAUAUAUAUAUAAAUUAUUGCAAGCAUCGCUCAUACACUUUGGUAUUCUGGAGUUUUUCUCUUCAUCUCUCAUGCACACCUGUGUAUAAUAGCAUAAUUAUAUAGGCAUACAUUAUUGUUGCGGUUUUUUUUUGUAAAUAAAAAAUAGAGAAUCUAGCUUUGCAAGUUCCUUUACUCGAUAAACACAUGCGCAGAUAAAAGUGCUGCUGAUGCGAAUCGCUCGGUGUUGCACGAGAGAGGUACAAUAAUAAACAUGACGCCAGCUUCAGCGCGAGCGCACACACGCUGCAUUCGUAAGUAUACGAGAGAGCGAGACAUUGCAGGCGAGCGGAGUAGCUUGCUUUCAGGGGAAAAAAUGCGGGUUCCAAGUAUGGAUUGGUGUUGGACGGCAGCGACGUCUCGCACUCGCGCUAAAGCAAAGUGUGUCGCUGUUUAUUCUGUUAUACAAUCGCGUUUGUUUAAUAUAUAUGAUGGUUGUAGAGAGGACGUUUUUUCUUUUGGAUUUGAUUUCUGGUAGUUGUAUUUCCAGUAUUUCUGCGUAACAAAGUACAAAGCAAGGAAAACGUUUCAUAUUAUAAAUAUUAAAUUAUACGCCGUAUAUAGUAUUUUUUGAAAAAAUGCAAAGUUGAAUGUAUACCAAAUGUUAUACGACGUAAUUAUAAAAUUUUAAAUUCCUAAUAUUUUGCCUUUCAAUUAUUCAUUUUUUCGUACUAUUGACCUUAUACCGCUUGUUAGCUGAACAUGUACACAAGUUAUUUGUUAGUAACUCAAAAUCUCAUUCACAUAAUCAUACGUACAUACUAUCUAAUAAGAACAUGAGCUUGAUAAAGAAAGUUUAUUGUGUAUCAUUUAAUCGGUACAAAACGUAGAAAAUUCAUGCAUCUUACAAUCUCAGUAAGAUCUUAGUUACAAAAAGUCUUUGCGCAGUUUAACAAAUGAAUAUUUUAUAGUUGCUAUGAGAAAAUGCAAAAUUCCAAAACAUUGGUUUAUCACAACUAACUCGCCAUCCUUUUCUUCAUGUGUAAUCAAGCCUGGGCCAAAAAUAGCUUUCGAUAACCCUUGCUACGAAUGAAACUCAAUUAUAUUGGCUAAUAAAAAUGCGUUUGUUUCAAACAUAACAAUUAGCAAACGUUAAUCAAAAUUAUUUUCAAAAUAUUUUGCAGAGCGAUUGCGGCGGUGAAACCAAAAGGCUCCUGAUAUCGCUGUUGAAUUAAUCCUUAAUGUGCCUUUUCAAGAUUAACGAGCAUCGUGCUAUCGACUAUUUAUCAUCGCAUUCUCUAAUUUAUACUCAAAAUCGUACAUGGAACCGAACAAAUUUUACACACAUUCUUACGUUUUUUUCUUUUUCAUCAAUAAACGCACUGUUACGCUAAAAACAAAAGAAAAGUUUACAUAAUUUCCAAAUUAUCGUACCCAAUUGUACAUAUGACAUAUUCUAUCAAAAUGAAAUAUUUUUAGAACCAAUUAUUUUUAAGCAAUAUAUAUAGCUGUCAAUCAUGUUUGGAGAAAUUUCUUGGAAUUCCAAUGUUACGUUUUUACAGAGCGAUUUUGGCGGAGAGCGGAAACGUAUGUUGAUUGGAAUGCUGAAUUAGGAUCAAGAUUUCACCUCUAUCAGCAGAAUUGAAAACAGCUAUCUUUAGCCCAGCACUUCAAACGUCAUAUAUAAAAAACAUUUACAACUAAUACGUGAAUUCCAUAAACUAUAAAAAUACUUAAUUUUCUCAUCGCCUUCCGUUGCGUUUGUCAAAUAUCGAUGAAUCUAAUGUAUAACAAUACAUUCAAUUCGUAAUUAUUUUUCAUGAAAAAUUCCGUGAGAAAUUCAUCGAAGUAUUUAUAAACAUCGAAUUGUAACAUUAAGUAUAAAAGGUAUAGUAAUGUCUGCAUUUAUAUCAAUACGACCUUUGGCUCUUCUUCGUUAUGUUUUGAUUGAUAUCUCAAAUAAUCAACAGCCUCGUUGAAGGCUCUUUGAAUCUUAGUGCUCAAACUUUGUUGAGUCUCGCAUCCAAAGCAACCAAGUUUAAUUUUCUUGAGGGGCAAAAUUUUGAAGAAAGAUAUUUCAAAUUCGGCGCAUCCAGAAAAACAUUUGUUUUUAACAUCCAGAUGGUAAAAUCGUAAACAAAUCUCCAUGUGCAAUUUGUCAAAAUGAAUCACGCAUAGUGCCGGUGGAUUCUUGGCUGUAAAUUUUAUAUUUUUUUAUUUAUACAGAUUUUUAAAUAAAUUAGCUUUAAUUUUAUUUUGUACAUCUGAGACUGCACUAAUUAAUUAUUACUAUAAUUUUCAAAAAUUAUUGUUCGUUAAUAAUUUACGUGUCAUUAGACGAAAAAAUUAUGGUAACAAUCCAAAUAAUUAUUAGUGUUGUGAAGUUUUAUGUACUAUGUUUUGUUUUGUCAAAAAUGUAUGCAUUUUCCUGAAUUUUUAGUGUAGUCUUAUUUUAUAAAAAUUAUUAUCACUAAA
Nasonia vitripennis (jewel wasp) is the source of this 3789-nucleotide messenger RNA. Its product is annotated as annexin B9. NCBI's taxonomy places the organism in Eukaryota, Metazoa, Arthropoda, Insecta, Hymenoptera, Pteromalidae. Gene Ontology annotation, cellular component: cytoplasm. The coding region runs from base 220 to 1191 and encodes 323 amino acids. The transcript has 7 exons. Gene Ontology annotation, molecular function: calcium-dependent phospholipid binding; calcium ion binding. The record is from RefSeq and is a predicted model, not a curated record.